AGUAAAACUCUCUUAUAUCUACAAUUACCGAAGAAACAAGACAGAAGAAAAUACUGGUCACUGAUACUUCCGCGUUGGAUUUAAGUGUCAGAUAUAUUCUGUUUUCAUUCAAAAGAUGUAUCACUUGAUGUCUGUCAACAGAGCUAUUCUAGUAGAAGAUUGAAGAUGAAGAAUGAACCUUGAGGGUUUCAAUUAACAUAUUUGUUCCACCAUUGACGGAACAUCUUCGGGUGGAAUGGACUUUAACCAACCUCCAGGGUAAUGGCACGGUUUAGGCGGAAAUCAUGUUGUGCACUUAUUGCUUUAGCUUUGGCUGUGUUUAUUAUAACAGUCAUCCUAAAGUCUCUGAGCCCUGAGGAUAGUAAUUUUGGCAGUCAGUUUGCAUUAAGACUUAUUCCACCUUCAGGACAAAUGGAACAAGAUAACAAUGUUGUUGUAUCCGCUAAACCUGCACAGAUGAUACCAGCAGAGAAAGCUGAUAGAAUGGAGAACAAAAUGCAAGAUUUUCCUGAGCCAAAUUACAAUGUGCACGCUUUCUACUAUGUGUGGUAUGGGAACCCACAGUUUGAUGGAAAAUAUGUUCACUGGGAUCAUCCACUCUUACCACACUGGGACCCCAAAGUGGCCUCAGGUUAUGCAUCAGGACGACACCAGCCUCCUGAUGACAUCGGGGCCAAUUUCUACCCUGCACUAGGUCCAUACAGCUCUAGAGAUCCAUGGGUUUUAGAGGAACACAUGCGACAGUUGCGAACAGCUGCUGUUGGUGUUCUAGCUGUUUCGUGGUAUCCACGUAGUAUGAAUGACGACAAUGGAGAAGAAAUUGAUAAUUUGCUGCCUUUGGUUCUGGAUGCAGCUGACAAGUAUCAGUUGAAGGUCGUUUUUCAUAUUGAACCAUACAAAGGACGAGAUGAUGCAAAUAUGCGUAAAAAUAUUAAAUAUAUUGUGGAGCGAUAUGGAAACCAUCCUGCUUUUUAUAGAUACAAAACAAGCACUGGCAAAUUUCUUCCACUGUAUUAUGUAUAUGACUCCUACUUGCAAACUCCAGAUGUUUGGGCACAACUGCUAAAGCCAAAUGGUAUAUCGACAAUCAGGAACACACCAUAUGAUGGCAUCUUCAUCGCUCUUCUUGUGGAAGAAAGGCAGAAGAAGGACAUACAGACGGCUGGAUUUGAUGGACUCUACACGUAUUUUGCGACCAAUGGCUUUACUUAUGGGUCCUCACAUCACAACUGGAGAUCUAUUAAAACCUUCUGUGACUAUAAUGACUUGGUAUUCGUUCCAAGUGUAGGGCCAGGUUAUAUUGACACUAGCAUUAGACCCUGGAACUCGCAGAAUUCAAGGAACCGCAUUAAUGGCAAGUAUUAUGAGACCUCUUUUAAUGCAGCUGUGGAGGCAAGACCACAGAUCAUCUCUAUAACUUCAUUCAAUGAAUGGCAUGAAGGAACCCAGAUCGAAAAGGCCAUCCCAAAGACAUGGGGUAAAACUGUGUAUCUUGACUACUUUCCUCAUAAACCUACAGUUUAUUUAGACAUAACACAAAAAUGGGCUAGAAAAUUCAGUGAGGAGCAGAAGAAAUGGCUGGAGUAAAGAAAGGCUAAUUACUUUAUUGUUAAUCCUGAUAAAGCAAUACUGCCCUAAGUAGUGCUUACAAGGGCCAUGAUUUGUUUUAUUUUGUUCUGUUUGAGUUGUGUGCAGUUUGUUUUACUUACAUGCCUUUUACCACUGUAUGUGACAACUUGACUGAUUAGACUCAUCAAAUAUUAAUGCUAAACUGCAAUCAGAAAUAUUCUGCCUUGAAGCUGUAAAUAAAACAGUUUUACUUUA
Molecule: messenger RNA, 1824 nt
Organism: Onychostoma macrolepis
Lineage: Eukaryota; Metazoa; Chordata; Actinopteri; Cypriniformes; Cyprinidae
Gene: manea
Product: mannosidase, endo-alpha
Exons: 5
Coding region: 262-1587 (441 amino acids)
Cellular component (GO): Golgi apparatus
Molecular function (GO): alpha-mannosidase activity
Source: RefSeq, a predicted model, not a curated record